GUUUGUUGUUACUCCUGGGGAUUGCUGUCUUGGUGGAAACAGCCGCAACUUGGAGUCUACCUACGCGGCAGUGGACGUUUUGGCUGGUCCUUGUCCUGAACGGUAUGGUGUCGUUUUUUGCAGCAAUCCCCAUGGUGUCUUGGAUGACCAUGUGGCAGAUCAUCACGCCGGACAGCGAGAAGACCUUCUGGCAGAUGAUGACACAAUGCCGAAAUGGUGGCUUUGUGCUUGGACCUGUUGCAUUCGCUGGGUUAAGCUUGCUGGUUCGUCAGGGUCGAGAGGUGUCACCCAUCAGCAUGAUGAGCUGGUCCAUGAUAGGCUUGGUGGUUCUUGCAGCUGUGGGGCUGGCAGGGGCAUCGCUCUUCUAUCCCACCAUUCUAAGUCAGUCUGAUGAGGGUGCGGCUGAGGAAAGUCCCCAAGCACAGGAAGAUGGCCUGGAGCUUGCGCCAGAGCAAUUGCCAUCAGAGUCUCGCGAAGGCAUUGUAAAAUACAUGAUCGCCUACAGUUACGAGAGGCCCUUGACAAUCUCAGCCAUCGAGGUGGCCACAAUGAUGCUUCUUGAAGUGUCGUAUGGCUGGUCAGCAGAGCUUUGCGGAGCGUCUUUCAUGGUAGUGGGAGGUGCCAGCAUGAUCUUGCCGCAAUCUCCAGCUUAUUCAUCGCCAGGAAGUGGAUGCCAGAAUCCCACGUCUUCUUCGCCUCAACUGUAG
Molecule: messenger RNA, 707 nt
Organism: Symbiodinium pilosum
Lineage: Eukaryota; Dinophyceae; Suessiales; Symbiodiniaceae
Source: the annotation of a GenBank genome assembly